AUGUCUGCUCGCAUCGUUCGAUCUUUGGCCCUGAGACCCUCUAUGCCCGCCAUCCAGCGCGGCUUUCGCACAACAGCUUCGUCUAGACAAAAUGAGAAAGAACCUGUUGGCCCCAACGCCUCUACAAAGCCCGAGGCAAAGGGUGGAAACUCGCAAAUGACCAUGUUUGCUGGAGUUGGCCUUGCUAUUGGUGCUGGCUUCUUUAUGCUCAUGUCGCGACCAGAAGUUGCAAAGGAUCAACCUGUCGAGGGCGUCACAAAGAAGCCUGUGAGCCCCAAAUAG
Fusarium venenatum is the source of this 282-nucleotide messenger RNA. RefSeq lists its product as uncharacterized. NCBI's taxonomy places the organism in Eukaryota, Fungi, Ascomycota, Sordariomycetes, Hypocreales, Nectriaceae. The record is from RefSeq and is a predicted model, not a curated record.